Molecule: messenger RNA, 1264 nt
Organism: Lobosporangium transversale
Lineage: Eukaryota; Fungi; Mortierellomycota; Mortierellomycetes; Mortierellales; Mortierellaceae
Product: Mo25-like protein
Exons: 6
Coding region: 218-1204 (328 amino acids)
Biological process (GO): intracellular signal transduction
Molecular function (GO): protein serine/threonine kinase activator activity
Source: RefSeq, a predicted model, not a curated record
UUUUACCUUACAACUCCACAGCUAUCCUUUUAUCUCUCUCUUUUUCUCUUUUCUUUUCUUUUUGCUUCUUUCUUACCUUUUAUUUUUUAAAAAUAUUUUCUUUGUCUCUCUCUCAACCAAUAUCAUUCAUCAUUUGUACUUGCUCUUCACGCCAGCACACUUUUUCCUUUCUUUUUUCUUUUCUGCUUUCUUUUAUAGUAUUUCCACCUUCACAGCCAUGAACUUCUUCAAGCCAAAACCAAAGACUCCUCAUGAACUGGCUCGUAAUCUCAAAGAAUACAUUCAAAAGCUUGAUGGUCCUGAUAAGAGAAGGGCCACAGAAGAAAUCUCUAAAAUCCUGGUAGCCAUCAAGACUAUGUUAUAUGGAGACAGUGAAAAUGAUCCAGUACCAGAGAUUGUAGCUCAAUUAGCCCAGGAAGUGUACUCGAACAAUCUUCUUCAGCUCUUGGUCGAUAACAUUGCCAAGUUUGAGUUUGAAGCCAAAAAAGAUGUUGCCCAGAUCUUCAACAAUUUGCUCCGUCGCCAUAUCGGCUCAAGAUCACCCACGGUUGAAUACCUUUGCACACGCGACUAUAUCCUUUUUACAUUGAUUCAUGGUUAUGAAAAUCAGGAGAUCGCUUUGAACUGCGGCAUGAUACUGCGAGAAUGUCUGAGGCAUGAGGUCCUAACAAAGAUCAUCCUCAACUCUCAGCAGGUCUACAAGUUUUUUGACUAUGUGGAAAUGAACACCUUUGAUAUUGCAAGUGAUGCAUUUGCAACUUUUAAGGAAAUCUUGACGCGACAUAAAGCUCCUGUAGCCGAGUUUCUGGAACGCAAUUACGAUGUGUUUUUUGAAAAGUACACUUUGCUUCUACAAUCGACAAAUUAUGUGACGAAGCGUCAGUCAUUAAAGUUGUUGGGAGAGAUCUUGCUGGACAGAGCCAACUUCACAAUCAUGACACGAUAUAUUGCCAGUGCGGACAACCUGAAGCUAAUGAUGAACUUGCUCAAAGACAGAAGUCGUAAUAUUCAAUUCGAAGCCUUUCAUGUGUUCAAAGUCUUUGUUGCAAAUCCCAACAAGAACAAACCAGUGCUGGAUAUUUUAUCUAAAAACCAAGACAGACUCAUUGCAUUUUUGAGCUCGUUUCAUAAUGACCGCAGUGAUGACGAACAAUUCAAUGAUGAGAAGGCAUUCUUACUGAAGCAAAUUCAAGAUCUUCGAUAACCAAACAAUGAAGGUAUCUGGUCUCAACAGGAGCGUAGGAGUUGCUCAUUCAAAAAAAAA